This is a messenger RNA of Cydia strobilella, 885 nucleotides long. RefSeq lists its product as uncharacterized. The record is from RefSeq and is a predicted model, not a curated record. The coding region runs from base 1 to 885 and encodes 294 amino acids. The transcript has a single exon. Lineage: Eukaryota; Metazoa; Arthropoda; Insecta; Lepidoptera; Tortricidae.
AUGUCUACUGAAGAUCUCCAUGAAAAAUUUGCGGACGCAGACGAGGAGGCGCAGGUAUGUAGGGUCGGAGUCCGCGUGCCUCCAUUUAACGCAGACGAGCCCGCACUGUGGUUCGCCCAGAUUGAAGCCCAAUUUCAUCUAUCCAAAAUUACGCUCGACGAUACGAAAUUUUAUUAUGUCGCUGGGCAGUUGGAGGCGCGGUAUGCGAUGGAGGUGAAAGACGUUAUCACUAACCCUCCCGCUGCCGAUAAAUACCCUAAAAUCAAGGCGGAAUUGAUUAAGCGUCUCUCCGCGUCGCAAGAAAAACGGACGCGGCAACUACUAGUUCAAGAAGAGCUUGGCGACCGUAGCCCGUUGCAGUUCCUGCGCCAUCUACAGAACCUGGCCGGCGCCGUUGCAACUUCGGACCUCCUACGGACAAUUUGGUGCGACCGUUUACCGCACAACGUUCAGACCAUACUUGCGUCGCAGUCCGAGCAGCCUUUAGAUAAACUCGCCGAUUUAGCAGAUAGGGUUUAUGAGCUAGCUCCUUCAACCCCCCGUGCUCCGCAAGUGGCGACUACUUCUGGUGCUGCUACCACCUACGCACCAGCGUGUUCUGUCUCCCACGCGCCCGUUUCGCCUACUGACGCUUUGACGCAGCAAGUCAACGAGCUUACAAGGCAAGUUGCUUUAUUAACAACUAACUUUAAAAGAGGUCGUUCACACUCGCGCUCACACUUCUCGUCAAGGCCACGAAGACACAGCCGCUCUCGACCUAGGAUGCCGCAGCCGCCGCCUAACCAUCCGCACUGCUUUUAUCACUACAACUUUGGGCAAAAAGCACACAAAUGUAGUAAGCCCUGCAGUUUCGACUCGGGAAACUCCCCGGGCGGUCGGAACUAG